AUGAGCUCUGAAGUGAACGAUGAGAAUCGCGGCUUCAGCCCCAGAGGAGGAAAGCGCAACACCGCAACUGACAUUUUUGAUCUGGAGCAGCCAACCGGGAGGCCAUCCAUCUUACGUCAGACGGAAAACCUCCCGAGCAAGCCUGUGCCAAAGGGUGUGAAGGUUUGUUUUCAAACUCCGAGAAGAGACCCGAUCACUAAAAGGAUCGUUUCUCCUACAAAUUUAGUGAAAAUGACAAGCGUGGACGAGGACACGAAACCUGUGGAGUCCUUGAAUUCUGACUUGACGAUGACUCUGCCACCAGAGACAUCGAAUCUACCAGAUCACCCAACACAAGAGCCAUCUGCCUACCCCGAUGACUACAUGCCAAUACAAAGCAAAGGAAGUUAUCUGUUCGACUUUGACAACCUGGACAGCGUGAACCCUUUCCAGAGUUCGACUAAAACUGUCCUUUCACCUGUGGUUCAAAACCCUUCUCCUUUCAAUGGGCCGGAUAGCACAUUUGAGGAGCCCACCAACAAGUCCGAUUCUGCACUGGAUGAGACUCUUCCCUACACCCGUUCUGUGGAGAACUCUCUCAACAACGUCUCUGUUGAAGUCAGCUCCACGGACAGCAGUGUGAUCACGAUGAAACCUCUGACCGUAGAACAAGAGUCUCGCAGCGACACGCCCGAUGAGUUUGGCCAUGAAAAGAAACCUGAUGGUUUUGAUGAAGACGCCAUCCUGCCUUUGAAAGGCUCUUACAACUUUGAUUUGGACAACAUUGACACAAUGGAUCCGUUUAAAACCGGGGGUUCCAAAAUCCAGAAUUCCCCUGUUCUAGCGAGGAAAAAGUUGGAAAGUGAGGCCCAUAUAAAGCCUGCAGAUGAAGAUGUGCCUUUUCAGUCUGCUUUGAAGCCCACUGCCACCGUGAAUCCUUUAUCUUGUGCUGAAGUGGCAGAUUCGGAGCUGUCGACUGAGGAACACUCAGUUAUACUGGAGUUGGACUUUCAUGGUGGUGAGGUCAAAGGGAAAUCCCCGCCCAAGAAGUGUUUGCCCGACGCGAAGCUGCAGGAAGACCACGUGGAUAAGUUGGCGGCUGGCGAUGCUGCAGAUAAAGUUGAGACCUCUUGUAACAACGACCGGGAUUUACGUCCCAACACGGAAAAGCCUGCGACUAAUUUGGCUGAACCACAACAGACCAGUUUGUCCGAUUCCACUGAAAUGUUCAUGCCUGGAACCGAAUUCAUGGCCAACACCUUUGAGGGCCAAAUCGACUACCUGGAACAAUUUGGCUCAAGCGGCUUCAAGGAGUCUGCACUGCGCAAACAGUCACUGUAUCUUAAAUUUGACCCCCUGCUGAAAGAGAGCCCGAAGAAAUGUGGAGGAGGCCCUGUUAUUCCACUCCAUGUUCAAGCACCUCGCCCUACUUCUUUUCGAUCACGAUGUGAAAGUCGACCAAUGGCUGAGUGCUCUACCGCCGCUCCUACUCCCCAACCGCUCGAGAGCCUUGUCCUGACCUUCUCGCAGCCCACAAGCACGGAGGACAUCAUUGAUGUGCUCAAGUACAGUCAGAAAGACAUGGACGACGCCAUCGCCAAAGUACAAGCUGAGGCAAAGGAAAAAGAAGAGCUCAUUAGAUCAAAAUACAACCAGUUACAAGGCGAUGGUCAAGAAAUGAGGAAAAUAGUUGCAGAAUUUGAGCUCAUCAUUGCAAAAAUGACAGCGGAUCAAGAAAAGGAACGUGAGGCAUUCCAGGCCAAGCUAGACAACGUCCUGAUGGAAAAGGAGCAAGUCUCCAGGGACCUCAACGACAUUGAGAGGUCCUUCUCUGAUCUUUUCAGACGGUUGGAAAAGUACAAGGAGGUCGUCGAGGGUUACAAAAAGAAUGAGGAGACCCUGAAAGCUUGUGCUCAGGACUAUCUGGUGAGAAUCAAAAAGGAGGAGAAUCGCUACCAGACCCUCAAAGCUCACGCUGAAGAGAAAAUCAACCAGGCCAAUGAGGAAAUAGCUGAGGUGCGCACCAAGAACAAAGCGGAGAUUUCGGCUCUGCAGAUCCAGUUGCGCCGUGAGCAGAUGAAGGUACAAUCGCUGGAAAAGACCCUGGACCACAAGGUCAAGGAGGCAGAGGAGCUGACCAAACUCUGCGAUGAGCUCAUCGGCAACGUCCAGAAGGCCUGA
Messenger RNA from Nerophis lumbriciformis (worm pipefish), 2160 nucleotides. The record is from RefSeq and is a predicted model, not a curated record. Lineage: Eukaryota; Metazoa; Chordata; Actinopteri; Syngnathiformes; Syngnathidae.